UUUUUCAAGUGACCGUUCCAUCCCAGAGAGAUUUUUAUCGUCUUUUCAAGAGUCACUGUCUUUUCGGGUUCCCGCAGCCUCUCACCUCAUAAAAUAAAGUUCAACUUCACAACAAGGCUAACUGCUCGAAAGCGGCCAAACCCAUGCCACAAGAAGCGCCGAUGCGAGUAAUUGAACAGGCCGUAUGGGAGACCUUGCCGCUGAUAUUUAAAGCGGAGCAGUUUGAAGAGAGAAGAGGCUGGUAUUUUUGGGAAAUGAGAUGAUAAGAAUGAUUCCAGGGUUUUGUAUAAAGAUUCUAACAGGAGCACAAAAAAGGAGAUUCAGAAGAGUAUAUUCGGUACCCGAAGCCUCACUCGAGAACAUUUCGGUAUUUUUGCAGAAAGCUGCCCAAUGUGUAUCCGGAACGAGGACCGGAGCGGCUCGCUCAUCUCAUUAAACUCUCCUUACUUGAGGGCCCUGGCUGUGAGGUGUCCAUUGCGUCCUUUUCUACUGGCUGAGGAUGUGUCGACCGCCUCAUUUUUUGAUGUGCUUGAACCUGGUCAGGCUGGUAUCAAAGCUGCAAAUCGGCCCAACGGCGAGGCUGAGCCAGCAGGGUCCCCCUUCGAACCUUUCUCUCAAUGGCCACCAGGGAGAGGAAGGAGAUACGUCUAUAUUUGGCAUUGUUGCGCCUGUGGGAAGGCCGGAAUUGGGAUCAUGACCGAAUCAUGUCCAGAUUGUGGGGCAUCAAGGUGCCCUUUCUGUAGGACAGAGAAAGUGAGGGUUCAAUCAACAAUGAGACCAGAAUCGCUAGGCGUGGACAAAGACGUGGACAACGAAAACACGCUCACAACAGUCUCGAGUAUCACAGAAAAGGGGGCUCAUAGAGAACAAGCUCGGCAAGAAGUGGUUGAUAGCUGGCCACACUGUUGCUUACAUUGGAGAGAUGCAGGCUGAGCGUUGGCUCAGGUCGGAAGAGGUGUCAUUCUUUGUUCACUGUCAUCUUCCUCCCGUCUCUCCCAAGCUUGGUUCUAAGUUGUCCCCAAAACGACUUCAAUUCCCAAAGCCUAAGCGACAACUUC
Hyaloscypha bicolor E is the source of this 1058-nucleotide messenger RNA. RefSeq lists its product as uncharacterized. The record is from RefSeq and is a predicted model, not a curated record. Lineage: Eukaryota; Fungi; Ascomycota; Leotiomycetes; Helotiales; Hyaloscyphaceae. The transcript has 4 exons. Bases 391 to 933 code for a protein of 180 amino acids.